Molecule: messenger RNA, 1077 nt
Organism: Pyrenophora tritici-repentis Pt-1C-BFP
Lineage: Eukaryota; Fungi; Ascomycota; Dothideomycetes; Pleosporales; Pleosporaceae
Product: DUF1996 domain containing protein
Source: RefSeq, a predicted model, not a curated record
AUGUAUCUUGCACCUCUCCUCUUUGCGGCCCUCGCGCAGGCAGCGCCCCAGUUCGGUGGCUCCCAGGGCUUCACCAUGCUCCGCUUUGGCUGUGCGCAGUCAGUCGUUGAUCGAAUCGAUCCGCUGGUGAACCCAGGCGUGGCACCCUCACCGCAUAUGCAUCAAGUGGUUGGUGGUAACGCCUUCAACAUCUCCAUGCAGUCCACGGACAUCUCGAAGUUGGCGACUUGCACUACAUGUGGGUACUCUGAGGAUUUGAGCAACUACUGGACGGCAAACAUGUACUUCAAGGCCAGGAACGGAACGUACAAGCGUGUUCCUCAGGUUCCUAACAGGGACCUCUUCAACGACAAGUACACUGGGAAGACUACCGGUGGCUUCGUCGUUUACUAUGUUUCCGGUGGCAAGAACGACGUGACGGCCUUCAAGCCUGGCUUCCGUAUGCUUGUAGGCGAUGCGGCAAAUCGCGUAUCGAAGGGCCGGAAGUCUCAGACUUGCUUCCGUUGCUAUAGCGGGCCCAACUUUGGCGGAGAUAAUGCUGCGCCCUGCCAGGACGCCACUUUGGAUACCGAGGGCUUUCCUACCAAGCCUUGCCCUGGUGGCAUCCGCAGCAACAUCCUCUACCCAACAUGCUGGGAUGGCAAGAACCUCGACUCGCCCGACCACAAAUCCCACGUUGCGUACCCCACGAACGGCCCAGCUAUCUUCUCCGGCACCAGUACCGGUGGCGCAUGCCCAUCAACACACCCCGUCAAGAUCCCACAGAUCAUGCUCGAGAUUGUCUGGGACACCACCAAGUUCAACAACAAAGCUGAGUGGCCUACCGAUGGCUCGCAGCCCUUCUAUCUCAGCCAAGGUGACAACACGGGUUAUGGCCAGCACGGCGAUUAUGUCUUUGGCUGGAAAGACGAUUCGCUCCAGAAGGCGAUGAAUGAUGCAAAGGGUUGCAUGGGUGCCAACUGCGGUAGCUUGAAGACGCAACAGCCUGCUGAUGGAAACAAGUGCGUUGUUCCGAAUCGGGUCAAGGAAGAGCGUGAUGGCUGGAUGACGUCCUUGCCUGGUAUGGACGAGAAAUAA